Gasterosteus aculeatus aculeatus (three-spined stickleback) is the source of this 3468-nucleotide messenger RNA. It is a transcript of the gene trib1, whose product is annotated as tribbles pseudokinase 1. NCBI's taxonomy places the organism in Eukaryota, Metazoa, Chordata, Actinopteri, Perciformes, Gasterosteidae. Gene Ontology annotation, molecular function: protein kinase activity; mitogen-activated protein kinase kinase binding; ATP binding. Gene Ontology annotation, biological process: regulation of MAP kinase activity; protein phosphorylation; positive regulation of proteasomal ubiquitin-dependent protein catabolic process. Gene Ontology annotation, cellular component: nucleus. The record is from RefSeq and is a predicted model, not a curated record.
UACAGGAUUGCUCAAUGGUUGUGUCACCAGGAGGCUGGACUGGUCGGGCGGAGUGUUUGAGCUCUGAGCUCAACAUCACCGGAGCUCACUCACUCUCUGCCUCUCUCGGAGCGUGAGGCGGUCUCUGUCUCUCUCUCUCUCUCCCUUUUUUCUCUCUCUUCUUCCCAUCUCUCUCUCUCUCUCUCUCUCCCCCCUCUCUCUCUCCUUCUCUCAGUCUGGACUCCUGAGGGAUAGGGGGGAUUUUUCUCACCAGAAGUACACGGACCUCAGAGGCAUUCGGGCAUUCGCUCCCUGGCUCGGAUUAUUCCUGAAAGUUUCAUUGACGGCGCAACGAGGAGAAAUGAAGCGCAACGUGUGCAGUUUAUUCUAAAGAAGAAGAAACGACACAUUCCAAACCAUUCGGGGGUCUCGGGUUUUUUCAUUUUUUUUUUUUCAUUGCUUUGAUGGUGAAUAUUUCCAUCAGCAUGAACUUGCAGUGGAGCAGCCCGGCACCCCGCGUGCGCACCGCGAGAGUCGCGCACAAGCGGCUGGACUCGGACGAUCAACCGCCGGCAAAAUGCGCCAGGCUGAGCGCCGACGCGGGGGACACGCAGGGGCUCCUGGGCACCUCUCCCGGUUCCCCGGUCAGCCCCGUCUCAAGCUCCAGCCCGACGACCCACCAGGGGCCAUCCCGGAUAGGACCGUUCCUGCUUCUACCUCUAACGGACCGGGAGAGCGUGCACAGCGCGAUGAACACCGACACCGGCGACGAGCAGCUGUGCAAGGUCUUUGAUAUGGGGGUGUACCAGGAGAAGAUCCGGGCCUAUGGGAUCCUACCGGCCCACGAGAAUGUGGCCGGAGUCAGGGACAUCAUCAUCGGCGAGCGCAGAGCCUACGUGUUCCUGGACAAGGACUUUGGGGACAUGCACACCCUGGUGAAAAGCUGUCGCAGGCUGGACGAGGAGCGCGCCCGCAGGCUCUUCCGCCAGGCGGCCGUGGCCGUGGCGCACUGCCACCAGGCCGGCAUCGUGCUGGGCGACCUCAAGUUGCGAAAGUUUGUCUUCGCAGACGAGAAAAGGACCCGAGUGAGACUAGAAAGCCUGGAGGACUGCCGCGUCCUAGAAGACCCGAGCGACGACUCCAUGUCCGACACCCACGGCUGCCCCGCCUACGUCAGCCCCGAGAUCCUCAGCGGCUCCGCGCCUUACUCUGGCAAGAUGGCCGACAUGUGGAGCCUCGGGGUCAUGCUGUACACCAUGCUGGUUGGCCGCUACCCGUUCCACGACCCGGACCCGGCCACGCUGUUUUCCAAGAUCCGCAGGGGCCAGUGCUGUUUGCCCGAGGGCCUGUCGCCCAGGGCCAAGUGUCUGCUCCAGAGCCUGCUGAGGAAAGAGCCCUGGGAGAGACUCACGGCCGGCGAGCUGCUCGAUCACCCGUGGUUCCACCAGCCGCCGUCGUCACAGGAAGUGGCACCGGGAGAACAGGAAGUGAGCUCAGCAGAACAGAUGGUGCCGUCCUUUGAGGUGGAAGAGGAUGAGGAUUUGUUCUGCUGACGGACUCGAUUCAGCUGAGACUUGCCGAGGGACCAAGACGGGAACUGCUAUGAGGGACCCAUUGUUGUGUUUUUACCAAUGGCACGUUUUAGAAACCCAUUUGUGUAGAAUUGAGUGUACUUACACCCUCAAGCUUUCUACGAGAACCCACUGUACUGUAGUUUGUUGUCGUAUGCGUGUUACUUGCUAAGGGCAUUGUUCAAUGAUCAUUCUUUACGUUUCUUUAUGUAUAUUUGCCAAUCGAUUUGGUGCUAAAAGAAAUAACAGUGACUUGAAUUUGCCGGAUUACGUCCCACAGGCUACUGUGAGAGUAUCACAGAGAAUUAACCCACGGCAAACGAUAGUCACCGAUGCCUCCUCUCAGCCGGGGCUCUCGAGGCUCUCCGACGAAUCUUGAAUGGGAGGCGAGGAGACGUGGCGCCGUUCCUCUCAAUCUAGUCUCUGACCAGGCUGGAGGCUCCGCCGGGCUGACUCACCGGUCCGGCUCGAGGAAGCACAAGCUCGACGUCUCGCAGCAGGCAGUGUCAUGGAGUGAGAAAGACGCUUAGCAGAGGACGGAUGCGUCACGCUCGGCGGGGACGCGAGGAGAGGUGUCUCGCUGCCAAUCUGGCAACGUGCCAGCAAGUCGAGAGUUUUACAAAUCUCACAGCAUUCGCAGAAGGUGGAGAACGGCAGGACGUUACUAGUGUAAAGCUCACUAGAAAGUCCUACACACUUAGUAACGCGAGGUGGCUAGUUGAGGAAGGAAGACAUUUUAAACGGGCUAAACCCUUUAACUCUUCAAAAACAGGCUCUGAAUAUAGUAUCAUCUAAAAGGGGUCGCGUCAGAACCGGAAGUGUCUGGCUAAUGGGACGUUGAUCCAUCAGUUAGCCACAGCUAAUGCUUCUUCAAAAACGGUCCGACAUGCUGCGUUUCAGUGGGAAGGAAUUCAAACAGACAGUUAAAAUGCUUGAAUACACUUGAAUUACAACGCAACUAGUUAUCUCAAUCCAACAAUGUUGUUUUUUUGUUUUGUUUUUUUAAACAGAUGUGUCAAAUAUCCAGUUCAGGAACAGCCCAGUCAGAAAGAAACCCACUUCAGAAAAAUGAAGACCUCUCUCAGUUGCGCAGUUGAACAUUUUUGUCGGUUGGAACGCUGUGUGAGUGUCGUGCCCGUAUCACUGUGUUUCAUAAACUGAAUGGCUCUGAAUCACUGGCACUCAGGCGAUAUUUGAUGGUGGUUGUCGUCUAAUGAUGACUCAACACUAGAGCGGGUCUGUAGGAAACGGUCCUGACCUUGGACGGAAGAAUCUGUUCCGACUGUUUCGCCUCUUUUUAUGGUACUUUUUUCCCCUUUUUAUUAUUUGUUUUCGCUGUUGAAAGAUGAAUCCAAGGAGAUUAGACAUGAAAGUGGGAGAAAUGAUGCGCCGCGUUCUAAAAGAUGUUUUAUCUUGGAUUGUGACAAGCGGAUGCAGGGCUUCAGUGACGUUUAUCCUUGCAGACUAGAUCUGCAGCCAGUUAUUUCAUUCUGGCACAAUCAUUUUGGCAUAUCUGAGAAGCGCUGUGCAUUACAUUUUUGGGGUCAACCAGUGGGCUAAUAAAACGUCUGCUGCAGUUCUGUAAUUAUUUUCUCUCAUCUGCUCGAGAUAACAGAUGGGAAUGGGUUUGUGACAAUCUGAAUUGUUCCUCAUUUUUUCCUUUUUUUUUUAGAUUUAGGAUUUUGUUCCUGGUUUGGACAAGAAGAGUCGCACAUCGAUGGGACACGUAGAGUAAACUGACGCGGGUGCACAGACUUCAUAUUGCACUGUGAAUUAUGUAUUUGUGACACAACCUAGAGGCUAUUUCUGGUCCAGACAGGUUACAUACCAGAUAUAUUCAUUGUACAAAAGGUGUAAAUAUGUAUAUUAGAAAUAUGUGUGGUGAUGUUGAAUAAAGAUCACAUUUUUUUCAUAUUAA